Ylistrum balloti is the source of this 4117-nucleotide messenger RNA. RefSeq names its product colorectal mutant cancer protein-like. The transcript has 18 exons. The coding region runs from base 1 to 2991 and encodes 996 amino acids. Lineage: Eukaryota; Metazoa; Mollusca; Bivalvia; Pectinida; Pectinidae. Gene Ontology annotation, molecular function: calcium ion binding. The record is from RefSeq and is a predicted model, not a curated record.
AUGGAAUCGUCACCAGAUGAUGUUGACACACUGACCGCCCGUCUCAAACGGGAUAGCGGCUCGGACAGCGACUCCAGUAGCACGGCAGAGGAAGAAAGACUACGAAGACUGUUCGACAGUUGUGAUGCGGAUGGAGACGGACUUCUGGACAGACAUGACUUUGAAUACAUGUGUCGACAACUCAACAUGGAGGAUUCCUCAGCUGAGAUUAUGGCUCAGAUUGGCAUGGUUACAGACAGCAGGAUCUCCUUCCAGGACUUUAUACAGUCUCGCUCACAGGUGCUGGCGGACUCGGACACUGGUCAGUACAUGGAUGAUACUGGGAUAGAGUCUGACCACAGUGGCCUGGUCAAACAACCCCAGGCUAAUAUUACAUCCUGGCCGACAAUGAGCAGUGAUAGCUUUGGAGCACACUCUGGUAAGCCUGACAGUGUUGACUAUGAUAGUGGAGCCCGAGAUAUGAGUCCAGAACCCCCAUCUCUCCAAGCCUUGAUGGAAACCCAUGACCCAACUAUUGCACAACAUGGUGAUAGUAACACCAACGGCAUGCUGGACCUCGCGAACCGCCUCCACCUGGCAGCAAUAACAUCAUUGAAAGGGGAGCUAAUCGAGUUGAACAAUAGGUUACAGUUUGUCACUGGAGAACGAGACAGUUUGGAAAAACAACUUAACAAGUCACAGACUGACCGACUCUACUUCCAGCGAGAUUGUGAUGACAGACUGGAACAGACCACCAGUCGAUAUGAGGAGAGGAUCACAGAGUUACAUUCUGUCAUUGCAGAACUCCGAAAAAAGAUUGAACGUCACCACAUCAAUGUCAUUAAAGAGGAAGAAGAAGAUGUGGAGGAAUCAGAUGCUGCUGUCCACAGUACCAAAAGUAACAAUGGUGGCAGUACACGAGAAAACAUUGCUGGAGAAUCACAGGCUAGCAUGGUUGAGGCAGGAAAUGACCUGAACUCAGAGCUGUCACGCGUUGUCAAUGAAUUAGAGAGUGCCAUUGAUGAGAGGAAGCGGAUCGCAUCAGUUGUGGUCGAUGACCAAGAAGAUGUGGAUCUUGAAGAGGAUGCUAAUGAAACUGGGGAGGAUGAUAGUAUUGAAGAGAAGGCUCUUGAGGCCUGUAAACAGAUGGAGGCAUUUGAUUUUGAGUCAACACCCCCUCCAGCUCCUCCUCCACGUGACCCCCGUCCAGCAACCUUCCAUCCUCCACCCCCACCUCCUCCAAAUGAGUUCCCAGAACCAGCUUAUCUACAGGAGGAAAUCAACAGUCUCAGGGCAGAGACUAGUACCAUGCAAGAACAAAUUGGUAGACAGGAGGCGGAGCUUAAUAUGUAUAAGGCAGCACUCGACAGUAUUAGAGAGGAGAGAGACAGGUUCAAAAGAAAGGUGAAAGAUAUUCAAUGUCGACAGCAAACGUAUGAUCUAGCCUCCAGUCCUCAACACAGUCGAACAGCCACGCCCACAAAACCACAACACCUUACCCCCAGUGGAGAUAGGUCAACGCCAGCAUCCUCCACAAACGAGUCAUUCCCUGUUGCCAAGGUUGCAGAGUUGAAAAAACUAAAAACCUGUGCUAGUGAGCGCCAGAUUUUAGGGGCAGAGAUCAGCUCUGCAGGGUUACCCAACACCAAGGUUGCAGAACACCUGGUACAGAGUUUACAGGAGUGCUCGAAUAUGCAGGAAAUCUUACAAACACUCUACAAAUGUGGAAAUGAAAUGUCCGACAACAAGCUUAAUGAGUUUGAACUAGAAUUUGAAAGACUUCAGAGUAAAAUAGACAAUUUAAAGUCACAGAAUGAUUUACUGUUGCUUACACUGGAGGAGAGUAAAUCCAUGACAGAUCGUCUGACGGUGCUGAUGGGCAAAUAUGAGUCCAAUCACACAGCACUUCAACUGGCGUUAGGAUAUUCAGACCAGACAAUGGAGGCAUAUGACGUCCUACUUGGUCUGGUGGAGAGUGAGCUAGCUGUCGUUCUCUGUAACUGUCAAGCUGCUGGAUUAACAGGUCAAGCUGAAGGCAUGCAGAGGGAUGCCAGUCAGAUGGAGGCUAUGGCCCAGCGAGUCGCACAAAGUCGUCGAACUGCAGAGAACAUGGUAAAACAUCUGUUGUUGAAGCUGGACAGAAGUGUAGGAAUAUACAGUGGGGUACAAGCCUCUAGUGCCAACCCCUGGGAUGAGAUGUCCACAUCCAGUGCAUCAAGUUCCAAGGGCAGUGCUACUGUGGACAGUGAUUUUAACAAAAAUGAUGAGCAGCGUAUCAGAGAAUACAUUCAGUGCCUUAAAAAUAGUCGGGCAACCGUCAAGUCUACCAUCAUGGAGAUAGAGAGCAUUCAUUUGGAGCCUCAGGUCCAGGAAAAUCACCGAAGCGUGGAGACACAGAGACUGGACCUAGAAAAUGCUGUGUUGAUGCAGGAACUAAUGGCCAUGAAGGAAGAGAAGACGGAGCUGAAGUCCAGUAACUAUUUACUAGAGAAAGAGAAACGUGCAUUAGAAUUAAAAUUGUCAAGUCGAGAGUCGGAGGAACAGGCUCAUAUUUUACAGAUUGAGCACCUCAAGUGUGAACUACAGGAAAGAGAGGCGAGACACCCACAGGAUGAAGAUAAUGCUGGCUUUUCAUUGGUGGAUUACAUGUCCAGUAAUCCUGACUUAGGGAAGGAGUUAUCAGAAGCAGCGAAGCGAGAGAAGAAGUUAAAGGCUCGGGUUCAGGAAUUAGUGGUUACACUUGAGAAAUUAUCAAGAAAUUCAGAAAUCAGACAUCAACAAUCAGCUGACUUUGUGAAUGAUCUUAAACGGGCAAACAGUGCCUUGAUAUCAGCCUUUGAUAAAUCAAAGAAGAAAUAUCAAAGUAAACUCAAGAGGAUGGAGCUACAGAUGCAGGCCUUAACAGAACGUUACGAUACACAGAUUCAGUUGAUUGGUAAGAAGCUAGCUAUGCAGGAACCAGACACUGUGAUGUCACAGUCCCGCCCGGCUCCUAAUGAGACGUCACUAUAGCAACGACUGUAUUCACCAAUGAAAACUUGUCUGUGAAGUUGGUGAUUGCUUGACAUUGUUGCUAAUUAUCUGGAUUAAUGAAAGCUUUGUUUACUGUGAAAUCGCUGUAUUCAGAAUGUCUUGUUCCUGUUUAUUGAACCUUCAGGAGUAAUUGUUUCACACAUGCUAAUGGAAUGGAGAUUCCAUUUGCCAAACCAAAUUGUGAAAGUGUUUUACUAUUUGUAGAACCUUCAAGAUCAACAACUCUACCCAUUCUUAUGGAAAGUUACUUGUGUCGACUAUGCCAAACCUGGCAAAGUUCUUCCAAGAUGGAUAAUUGAUUUUGUGUAAAAAUUCAAUUUUUACAAACAAUACAGAAGAUAGGUGUCCAGUGACAGAAUUAUGCAGUUUUUGAGGAAUUUCUGUCAAAACUUGCCAUAGAAAGUUUUAGGUCUGUAUUUGGAAAUAUGUGAUGUCCUGGUUUUUUAUGACUGUGUAUGUGUCUAAAUGUAUAUCGAGAUAUUACUACAGUAUAUCGGCUGUGAUUUUGUGUGAAGUCUUCAACGGAGUCGAUGAAAGCAAUUCAGUGUAUCGUUACUUUGAUUGAAUGAUCGACACUAAUCUGAGGAAGGUUUGGAUAAAAAGAUUGAAAGAUUUUGUGGAAAAAAAUUAUUUUAAACUUGUAUGAUUGGAAAAAAGUGAGGAUUUGGAAGUUUUUGGAAAAUGUUCACAAAAGAAACAUAACUGAUUGGAAACCCAGAAAAAGGAAAACGCUUCAUAAGAUGAAGGCCAAGAUAUCAGAAUUCCUGGAAUUAUGACGGAGUUAUCCCUGCUUGUCACUCAUAACAUUAAACUUGUAGUAGGAUGUUAUAGUAUUCAUGUGGCCACAGUACUAUGUCUGGUAAUACUUGCCCACCCAUACAUAUAUUUCUGUAGAAAUGCCAGCAUGUAUUGUAUGUAUUACCCCCCUAGAGUUACUGCAGGUUUUUUUGUAAGCUUUAGUUUUUAUGGAAUGAUAACUCUAUAUAACACUGUACAGUACUGUAGUGAUGCUGAGCAGCUGGAUACAUCAUUACACUGUACAGUACUGUUGUGAUGCUGAGCAGCUGGAUACAUCAUUACACUGUACAGUACUGUAGUGAUGCUG